UUUCCCUCGCAGAAAAAAAAAAGUUGGAAGGCUCACAGAUCAAUACGGCUCACGACAAAGAUUACAACAUUGAACUACAUAUUCGACCAAUAUGUCGGCCAUCGGAUCCCUUGUUUUCUGCACUGAUUGUGGCUCCUUGCUGGAUGGCUCAAUUGGAGAUCCGAGCAAGAUUCUGAUCUGCGAUAUCUGCGGAGCUAAGAACAAAGACACUGUUCCUCAAACUAUCGUGUCCGAAUCCAAGCCCAGUGCUUUCCCCUCAUCUCUCCGGGCAAAGCGAUCUGCUGUUCAGACUUUGACUGCAGAGGACAGAAAGACGGAAGCCCUUGCCCAGCACACAUGCGCCCAGUGUGGUAGAAAGGAGAUGUACUUCACGACAGUACAAUUGCGCAGUGCCGAUGAAGGAAGUACAGUCUUCUACACGUGUGUUUGUGGUUACAAGGAGACGACAAACAACUAAAAAGCAAAAAAUCAUGACGUCUAUUUUUUGGCCCUUAUUUGUACAUCUAUGAGGCACGAAAGCAACUAUUUACCGACACUGUAAUAUCAUUGUUCGCAUAAUUCAUCAAAUCAAGCAGACACCGCAGCAGGGGCAGCCGAAUCUGGCACCAGGGCGUAUUCGACUUCUCCGCUCUUCUCGAAUUCCGCCAUAUCAAGCGCCACGAUGAUGCUGUCUCUCACCACCUGCUCCGGAUCGUUCAAGAACUUCUUCAAUGU
Aspergillus japonicus CBS 114.51 is the source of this 714-nucleotide messenger RNA. RefSeq names its product DNA-directed RNA polymerase I core subunit RPA12. Gene Ontology annotation, molecular function: zinc ion binding; DNA-directed RNA polymerase activity; nucleic acid binding. The record is from RefSeq and is a predicted model, not a curated record. The transcript is spliced from 3 exons. Gene Ontology annotation, biological process: DNA-templated transcription; termination of RNA polymerase I transcription. The coding region runs from base 92 to 457 and encodes 121 amino acids. Lineage: Eukaryota; Fungi; Ascomycota; Eurotiomycetes; Eurotiales; Aspergillaceae. Gene Ontology annotation, cellular component: RNA polymerase I complex.